Messenger RNA from Trichomonas vaginalis G3, 219 nucleotides. RefSeq lists its product as uncharacterized. The coding region runs from base 1 to 219 and encodes 72 amino acids. NCBI's taxonomy places the organism in Eukaryota, Parabasalia, Trichomonadida, Trichomonadidae. The transcript has a single exon. The record is from RefSeq and is a predicted model, not a curated record.
AUGUCUCUCAGAGCCGGCGCCCUCAACCAAGCAAAGCCAUCAUCAGGCCAAUUAACAAUCCCAAUAGCAUCAGCUAGGGCUAAACGUCAGUCCAUUAAGUUCUUCGACUCUGCUGACUGGGCAAUGAACAACUAUGCCGCCCAAGAUCAGCAUCUUCCACAUAUGGAAAUGCAGAAAAGCCACAAGGCUGAGUACAACUCUCCACUAGCUGCUUAUUAA